Messenger RNA from Mercurialis annua (annual mercury), 2261 nucleotides. Its product is annotated as MLO-like protein 10. Gene Ontology annotation, biological process: defense response. The coding region runs from base 390 to 2129 and encodes 579 amino acids. The transcript has 15 exons. Lineage: Eukaryota; Viridiplantae; Streptophyta; Magnoliopsida; Malpighiales; Euphorbiaceae. Gene Ontology annotation, cellular component: membrane. The record is from RefSeq and is a predicted model, not a curated record.
CUCUGCUAUUUGCUCCCUUUUUUUUAUAUAUAUUUCAUAACUUAACUGAAACUGUAGUGUUGUAGUUAUAAAUAAGAGCAUUAUAUUAAUUAUCCGUUGACUCUUAUCUCACCAUAUAGGAAACGCCCCCAUUUCUGAGCAACCUGUAUUAAUUUAGUUAGAAAAGCUUCUUUAAACUUUAACUAGUUGAUCUUUUUUAUUACCUCGUGCUGUUUUUAUUUCAAACCGUGUCUUUUGUACAUUGAUGAAUGUAGUAGAUAUCUGACCAGACUACUUCUUCACCCUCACAGCCACCUCUAUUAUAAUAAUAAUAAUAAUGACUACAUCAAAAAUCCCAUAAAUAACCAUUAAAGUUCGGUUAUUUCCAUUUUGUGGUUAUUUUAGAAUUAAUGAAGAUGAAUUUGCUGGUUUCUUUUUGCUUUUGGGUGGUUUAUGUUGCCGGAGGUGGUGGUGGUGGAGUGGUGGUUAUGGCGGCUUCUGAUUCUUCAGGGACUCAGAGACAGCUUGACCAGACACCCACAUGGGCGGUUGCCGGAGUUUGUGCUGUUAUGAUUCUUAUCUCCAUCUUACUUGAGAAGGGUCUUCAUAAAUUUGGAACUUGGUUGACAGAAAGGCACAAGAGAGCUCUAUAUGAAGCUUUAGAUAAGGUUAAAUGUGAGCUGAUGAUUCUAGGAUUUAUUUCGCUGCUGCUGACUUUUGGACAGACAUACAUUACAAAAAUAUGUGUUUCUCAAGAUGUUGCAAACACUAUGUUACCAUGUAAAAAACCGGAUACUGAAGAAAGUAACAAAGAGCAUCGUAGGAGGCUUUUAUGGCUCCAACACAGAUUGCUUGCAGGUGGUGGAAGCACUACUAAAUGCAAAGAGGGGCAUGUACCACUUAUAUCAGUUGAUGGGUUGCAUCAGUUACACAUCCUCAUAUUCUUCUUAGCAGUCUUUCAUGUGCUAUAUAGCUUAACAACCAUGAUGCUUGGAAGACUAAAGAUUCGUGGUUGGAAGGCAUGGGAGCAGGAGACUUCAACCCAUGAUUUUGAGUUUUCACAUGAUCCUUCAAGAUUCAGGCUUACUCAUGAGACAUCUUUCGUGAGAUCACAUACUAGUUUCUGGACUAGAAUUCCAUUCUUCUUUUAUGUUGGGUGCUUCUUCCGACAGUUCUUUAGGUCUGUUAGCAAGGCUGAUUACUUAACAUUGCGCAAUGGAUUUAUCACUGUACAUUUAGCUCCUGGAAGUAAGUUUAACUUCCAAAAGUACAUAAAGAGGUCGUUAGAGGAUGAUUUUAAGUUCGUUGUCGGAGUAAGCCCUAUUUUGUGGACAUCAUUUGUCAUUUACCUGCUCAUAAAUGUUAAAGGAUGGCAAGCAUUAUUUUGGGCUUCUCUAGUCCCUGUAAUUAUAAUCUUAGCUGUUGGAACAGAGCUUCAGUCUGUUCUCACACAAAUGGCUCUUGAAAUUGUAGAAAGACAUGCUGUAGUACAAGGGAUGCCGCUUGUGCAAGGCUCAAACAAAUAUUUCUGGUUCGGUCGGCCUCAAUUAGUUCUUUAUCUUAUCCAUUUUGCUUUAUUUCAGAAUGCUUUUCAAAUAACGUACUUCCUGUGGAUAUGGUACUCAUUCGGCCUAAAUUCUUGCUUCCAUGACAAUUUCAAGCUUGCAGUAAUUAAGCUUGUUUUAGGGGUUGCGGUUCUACUUAUGUGCAGCUAUAUUACACUUCCACUAUAUGCACUUGUAACUCAGAUGGGUUCAAAUAUGAAGAAGUCCAUCUUUGAUGAACAAACUAGCAAAGCUCUUAAGAAAUGGCACAUGGCUGCAAAGAAGAGGCAUGGAAAAGGAAGCAAAACUCCAACCCGAACCUUGGGUGGAAGUGGAAGUACAAGUCCAGUCUCAACCUCCGCUGGACAUACGCUGCACCGAUUCAAAACCACUGGCCAUUCAACCCGGUCAUAUACCUUGGAGGAUCAGGAAUUGUCAGAUAUGGAAGUUGAACCGUUGUCACUCACACCGCCACCGACCGACUUGCUGAUAACAAUGAGUCCGGAUAAUCAAGCUACUGAAAUAAGCGAAACUCACCGCGGCGAAGAAACCGGCAACGAAGACGACUUCUCUUUCGCCAAGGCGGCUCCAUUAAAAGGAACCUGAGGUUGUAUAUACCAUAUUACCAUUGCUGCACCAAUUGUACAUGUUCUAGUUCUGGCAAAACAUUAUAUUUGUAUACAGUUAGUUCAACGUAAGAGCAUAUUUUAUUGGAUCAAUUAUUGACAUAUUGCCUUA